Chenopodium quinoa (quinoa) is the source of this 693-nucleotide messenger RNA. RefSeq lists its product as uncharacterized. The record is from RefSeq and is a predicted model, not a curated record. NCBI's taxonomy places the organism in Eukaryota, Viridiplantae, Streptophyta, Magnoliopsida, Caryophyllales, Amaranthaceae. The coding region runs from base 1 to 693 and encodes 230 amino acids. The transcript is spliced from 2 exons.
AUGUUAGUUGAUAUGCAGAAACAGAUGCAGCAUAGGGAUGCGCAAAUUGAUUCGAUUCUAGCUCAUAAUAAAAUCAUGGACAAUCAAAUUGCGCAACUGUCCUCUGCUCUACAAACUCGCCAGCAGGGAGCCCUACCAUCGCAGCCAGUACAACCUACAGAUCACGUGAAUGCAAUUACUCUGAGAAGUGGUUCAAGAUACGAUGGGCCUUCUAUGCCCAAAGAUGAUGAACCUACCAUUACAAAUAGUGCUAAUCCUGAUUCUGUUAUACCAAAUACUGUUGUUACUAGGCCUGCAGGGCUCCAGGGUAAAACUAACAUUUCUGAUGAUACAUUGCAGGGUAUAACUCCAAAGAAGGAUAAAAAUCAAGACAAGAGUGGAGAUGUACAGAAACCAGUUAUCAAACUACCAUUUCCUAAUAGACAUCUUAAGAGUAAGCUAGAUAAGCAGUUUGGUAAGUUUCUGGAGGUUGUCAAGAAUUUGCAGGAUGACGGGUCUCUAGGCUCCCUGAAUGGGGAUCAGAAGACAGCAAGAGAGUGCUAUCUCUCAGAUGUCAAGCCCACAGUAGCCGCAGCUGGCCAAAGCGAGGAACCAAUAGACCUUGAUGAACUCAAGGAAGUCGUGCCUGCUCCAAUAGCAGCCAGCAAAAAGAGAAAGGCCGAGCAGUUAGUGGCCAUCAAAAAAGAGAAGUAA